AUGAGCCGCGUGAAGGAGCAGCUGGACCAGCUCGGGGCGCUCGUGCUCGACGCGGCCGAGCAGAUCAGCGCGGAGAACGCCGUCACCAAGAUCCUCGUCGAGCCAGGCUCGAAGAAGGAGGUGGCCGCUACGAACCUGCUCCGCUGCCUCCUCAUGAGCGUGCAAGCCUACCACGGCAAGGCGAUAGGAACCGAUGGCAUCGUUCAAGUCAUCUGCGACAUCCUCGUGCUCGCCUACGAUGUGAGCGCGACCACCGACUGCAUGGACGUUGUGCUCAGCAAGACAGCGCCGCUGUACGCCAAGCUCACGAUCCUCCGAGCGAUGGCGCAGCUAGAGUACGCGCAGAUCGCGGCUGCCGGCGCUCUCCUUCCCGAGCUUCUCUCGCUCACGACGAAGCACAUUCGCCACGCCGACCUCUACGUCCGGCACACGCUUCUCGCGGCGCUGGCGUCGAUGCUUCGGCAGUUUAGCUUCCACGCAGUGCCGUACCACGCGGAAGUCACAAAGCUCGUCGCGAAAGCAACGACGGACAAGUGCCCAGAAGUCCGCCAUCUCUCUGGCGAGAUACUCUUUGUGCUCAUUGACGCGACAGACAUGAACGAACCGUCCGGCGCUGCGCUCGACGGUCUCUUCCACGUCCUCUCCAAGGCGCUGGACGACCCGUCGCCCGAAGUGCGCCGCGUCAUGGCAGUCAACUUUGGCAAGCUCCUCUCGCUCUACGUGCUGCGUGGAGACCGCCACGGAGACGACGCGGACCACCGCUUCAAGUCGCUCAACUUUAAGCUCUCGACGGUCUUGACGCGCAAGACGAAAACGCCGAGCGGACUCGCAAGCGUACCCCACGCGCUGCAGUACAUCAAGGAGACGCUGCUGCUCGGCACUUCGUCGUCGAUCGGCGGGUCGUUUGCGUCGGCAGCCAUCGUUGCCGCCAACUUGUCUGACUUUUUGCCCGACGACUUUGUCGCCGACACGAGCUACGGCGCGAUCCUCGACGCGCUCUUGUCUUGGCUGGACGCGCCGCUGCCGUCCACGCACGAGUUUGUCCGCGCGCGCAACGCUGUCGGAUACGCCUUGCGCCGCCUCGCACACGCAGCGCAAGAGCGGUCGCAGCCGUCCUGGCUUCGCGCACUCCUUUCGCAGCUGCAAGUGUCGGCGCGUACGCACCACCAGCGACUCGUGCUGCUCGUCGAAGUGAGCCACGCGACCAUGGGCCUCGGCGAAGCGGCUGUCGUGUUUGCCGACGAAGCGACGCAAGCGCUCACGCACUGGCUCUCGCACGAAAAGCACAGUGUCCGCGUCGAGGCCGGCGUCGCCCUCGCGUCCUUGGCGGUCGCCGUACCUUACCGUCGCCAAGCGCUGCUGGAUGCGCUCCUCACGGCCCUCGCGUCUGCCGUCGACGCGGCGGCAGUCGGUGCCGACACGCUGCUUCUGUACCGGCUGCACGGCACGUCAAACGCCGUUGCGCACCUCUUGCGCGCGCUCAAGUUGCAAGCCGUUGGCUUUUCUCGGUCGCUUUACGACCGGCUUUUGGUGCUCGCCGAGCGCAUGCUCACAACCCAGUUUACGCCGCAGGUGGCCGAUGCGGUCUGGCUCACAUGCACGCGCGGCGGCUGGGACGUGCUCAGCGCCCUCGUCGUGCUCGAUGCAGCCUAUACGCGCAGCAUCACGAGCCGUCUCAGCCACCUCUGGCUCCAGGCCAGCGUGUCCCAGGCCCGAGACCCGUCGCAGGAGCUUUUGCGCAUGGAAGGCGCGGUGAUUGCGCUCUACAGCUUUAUGGCGACCAAGCCCACUACGGACGGUCUCGACACGCUCUGCGCGCAGCUGCUGCACGCGACGCUCGAGGCCGCUGCGGCGUUUGGGACGCCGACCAAGCAGCGCGCCAAAGUGGCCAAGCACCGCGUCUUGUGCUGGACCAUCAAGGUCUUCCAGUGCCUCCCGCCGAGCGUCUACGCCGACUCGUGGAUGCGGCUGCUGGAUCUGGUGGCCGAGUUUACAACCGCGCAGCCGCUGACGUCGCUUGCGCGCGCGUCGCUCGUGCCGCCGUCGACGACGUACCUCCAAAGCCACGAUCAUGUGCUCGACAUUUGCACGCCCGCGCGCCUUGCUGCUGGCGACGCGCCCGACCCGAUGCUGCCCCGCGGCCUCAAUCUCAUCCUCGCGCUCCUCCUCCCGGACACGGCACUCUCGGACAUUGAGAUGGAAACGACGUACGUCGACAACUUUUUCUCGCAGCUGACGAGCGCGAUGCACGCUGGCAGCGCGUUCACGUACGUGCGCAUGGUCGACGCCUGCGUCCACGUGUUUCCCGGCGUCUUCCUCGCGGUGCCCGACGAGCUCCAGCUGCGCGUCCUCCAGCACUUUGCCGGUGUGCUUGGCGACCACCGCGUGGACUGCGUCGCCAACGUCUGCGCCCUUUUGUUCGCCACCGUGCGCGAGGCCCACGUCCAUGUUCGAGACUCGACAAAAACCUCUGCGUCCUUUCAAUCAGCGCCGUGGCUCGGCGCGAUGCAGGCGAUGCUGCUUGAGAUGCUCUCUGCACCGACGGGCAGCGUGCGUCGAAGCGCGGCUGAAGCGCUUGGGUUGCUCGGCUCGCUCGCAAGCGAAGCUGCGAUUCGCGCACUCGUGAACGAGCUCGAGACAAAAAUCACAAUCGACCAGCACGACAACCAGUCGUUGUCGCUUGCGGGGAGCGCGCUCGCCCUCGCGCACCUCAAACGCAGCUGCGGGUCGCGCUGCAGCAUUGACGUGAACUUGCUCUUUCGCAUCAAUAUGGAGCACGUCUUCUGUAUGGCGCAACCGAUCCGGUCGUGGGUGCUUCACGCCUGGAACCUGCUGCUCGAGUGCGUCAACACGAGCGGCGACUACGACGAUCAGUACGUCGCGCCGUCGCUGGCACUCAUCGAGAGCCACCUCGUGGCCGGCACGCGCUUCACGCCGCUCAACUGCGCCUUCAAGAAGACCACCGUGCUGCGCAUGACGUCGUCCGUCUGCACGUCGCUUGGCCAGAUUGUCAACAGCAUCGUGUCGGCGCUCGGCCCUGAGCUCUUGCAGGAUCCGGACCGCAUUGACAAUUUGUAUGGGAUUUGGGACCUCUUGCGCCUCGGCGCGGACCCGCGCGUCGAGCUCGAGUACCUUCGUUUUGUCGAGCAGCUCGUGCUCUUUGCGCCCGCGUACUUUCGCGUCUCGGACCUCGUGCGCAUCCAGAGCCAACUGCUCGAGAAGACGACGCCGGCCGCCUGCCGCAGUGUCAUGCUCCUCAUCGUGCGCAUCCUCGUCGAGCGCGAGCCAGGAUUCAUCGCCGGCCACAGCCUCCACGUGACGCUCUUCCAGGCCCUUGACGUCCACGAGCGCAUUCUGGAUUGGAGCGCGAUGCCGCUCUGGCGCGGCCUCUACAUCCACGCGCGCCGGUCCACCACGAGUGCUUCGAGCGAGCUCCAAGGUUGUUUGAACGCGCUGCUUCUAACCGACUGCGGCCGCGUCACGGAUGGCAACAAAGUUGCCGAGUGGCUGCUUCUAUGCCGGGGCGUUGCGGUGGGUGGCGUCACGGCCAUGGUCGAGAGCCCGCGCGGGAAGGACGCGAACGCCGCAAUGGACCUCUGGCGCCGCACCAGCCACCGCGUUUCGACGCUCUUGAACCCGCUGCCGUGCUUGCGCCGGCGUGUGCGCGAGUUUGCUGUCACUUGCGUCCUCGCACUCCUCGACCACGUCGGUGCAUCCAAGGCGGCGGCCGUGCACUUUGACGUGAUGGCAGCGCGUCAAGCGCUCGGUGCAGACGAUGCCAACUACAUUGCGCUCUACAUUGACGAGCUCGUGACGCUCGGGUGCCAGAUUAGCGCCAUGUCGAUGGACGGCUUUGAGCUUCAGCACAUCCAGAGCGUCGGCCUUCGACUGCUCAACGUCGUGUGCGAGAAAUUAGCCACUUGUGACGACCCGGACGAGCCUGGCGCACACGUCCUCGCGCAGUACCAAGCGCAGCUCUCGUCGACGAUUCGGCGCGCGUUCCCAAAGGAAGGCGCUUCUAGCAAGCCAUUUUGCCACACGUACGAGGCGCUAUCGAUCCAAGGAUACUACAUGCUGUCGCACAUUCUGAGCCAUGGCAUCGUCAAGGACAAGGUCGCAAUCAACCGCCUCGUCAAGCUCGGACUCGUCUCGGACUUUACGUUUGCCCAUCUUGGCUGCAGCAACGCAGUGCGCUUCACGCUUGCCAUGGCCGCGCUCUCGAGCGUCGCCCAACUCGCGUCGCUCGGCGUUGACGUGGCGUCCAUGACGGCAGCGUGGGUCGCCAGCAUCCAAGACUUUAGCGCUCUCGUCUUGCUUGCGGGACCCAGUGACUUUGGCGGCGCAUACUUCACGUCGUCGCAGCCAAUUGACGAGCUGCGCAGCGUCGCGCUGGCACACGUGGCGCCGAUCUUGGCGGCCGUCGGUGCAACUGGCGAGCACGGAACGCUCGUGCUCACGGCGACGCUUCUGCAUCUCUCACACACGUCCAAGCACGCGGACGCCGCGGUCCCCUUGCUGCAGUCGCUGCCCGCGCUCCUCAACACGGGGUUUUGGGCGUCGCUCCAGCGGGAGAGCUUUGAAAACUUGCUCCAAACGCUCGGACUCUUUUGCUCGUCGUCGGUCCCGAGCGUUCAGGUGGAAGCUCUCCGCGGUCUCCAGCUACUGGUCACGAAAGACGGCGCGGCCUUUGUCCAGCGGACGCUGCGUACCGAGAGCGACUCGGUCGGCAACUCGGCGCUCGUGCACACGAUCAGCGUGGCAACGACGUACGUCCUGCGGCACGCGGUCGCGACCAAGACGACGACGUACGCUCCAAGCGUCGUGACGGAGGCGUUGCGCACGGCCGUCGGCGGCAUUCUCCUUUUGGUGUCGACCCCUACGUUUGGCGCCGGGUUUGUUCUCGUCGCCAAAGACGUGCUCCUUCGCUUCCUCCGUGAGCCAUGGUUCGAGACUGUUGGCGCCGCGUACAUUGAGUCGACGCUCCGGGUCGCGGCCGCUGGUGAUCUCCACCCGACGCUGCCAUCGGCUUUUGCAACGUUUCUCGCGGCCAUCCAGACACCGCUUACCGAUGACGCGUCCUUGUCACAUGGCGAGCGUCGCUUGCUCCUCUCUGCCGCCCAUGCAGUGCUAACGUACGGCCAAGCGAUGCCCGCGUUUGUUCAGUACUCUGCCCCGUUCCACACAUCGAUGGCGCAACUUUUGGCGAUCCGGAUCGCCGAUACGAACCGCGACGUCGUCGACGAUGCGUUGUAUGCCGCGCGUGUGCUGAGCGACUGCGCCCCAGCGCCCUACUUAAGUGUCCUCGGGGCGCCCGUGGUUGACCUUUUGUCGUUUCCCGAGGUUGACGCUGCCCGCGUGGAUGCGAUCGACGGCGUCUUGGGUGUCGCGAUGCUCAAAAUGCCGGUGGAAUCGGUUGACGGGCUCCUGCGCCUGCUUUUGCCACUGCUUCUGCCACUGCACUCUUCGCAAACCGCGUCGGUGAACCGCAUGCUCGUCACGUACGCGACGACGUACGCCGUUGCCUUCAAGGCGGCCGUCGCCGGUCUCUCGCCAUCCACCAAGACAAGCCUCGAAGGCGCCCUGCGCAGUGCUCUCUCGCGCCCCGUGUCAACGGCAACAGUCGCAGCAUCGUCAUCGCCGUUGAUGAGCCUCGACCUGAGCCGAUAUGGAUAGAUAGACCUAAUGAUGAUGUUUUCUCUCUC
Saprolegnia parasitica CBS 223.65 is the source of this 5702-nucleotide messenger RNA. RefSeq lists its product as hypothetical. The record is from RefSeq and is a predicted model, not a curated record. The transcript is spliced from 4 exons. Gene Ontology annotation, biological process: retrograde transport, endosome to Golgi; endocytosis; intracellular protein localization. Gene Ontology annotation, cellular component: endocytic vesicle; membrane; Golgi apparatus. NCBI's taxonomy places the organism in Eukaryota, Oomycota, Saprolegniomycetes, Saprolegniales, Saprolegniaceae. The coding region runs from base 1 to 5673 and encodes 1890 amino acids.